GAUAACUUCAAUAUUCGAUAUUGCUCAUGCCUUCAUGUUUUUUCUUGUAGGGUGGCAGUUUUUUUUAAUUUUGCACUACAGUACAGUAUAGUUGUUUUUGACACAACCUAGGAACAGCAUUGUGUUGCCUACAUUAUUGUCUCUCCAUUAUUUUGACUUCAUAUCUCGAAUCUACUGUGACGUCACAAAUGAAACAGUCUAAUUUACUUGAUGUAUUUUACUUGCCCAACACUGAGUGUAUGUAGCAUGACCUGACAUCUGGUGGAAAACCUCUAAAGUUAUCCAUUACUACCAGCAUCUAGCGAUCUUUAUUAUUCAUAAUAUAAGGACUUGUGUAGUGUACCUUGACAGUAUAGUGAGAAGAAUCUGAUUGUGUGAACCGCAUGUGCAUUUCUCUAGACAAAAAUUUUGUAAUCGACUUACAUCGUAAGAUUCUUAAAAUUUUUUGUAACAUGGCUGUCUCGUUUACCUCGUCCGAAGAAAUAGAAGAAAUCCAAUUUUGGGAUAGAACAGUAGAAAUUAUUGGUUCUGUUGAGAAUAUCAUUCCUAGAAAAGCGACAGGUGCCACUGAAUUAUUGAAAUUCUAUCUGUCAAACCAAAAUGGAAAAUAUAUUCAAUGCGUCGUUUGGGGGCCUACAGACAUUAAUGCUUUGGAAGAUCAUAUUGUUCUACAUGAGAUAUUGCAUAUCGAUGGGGCUUGGGCAAGAGUGCCUUCAAGAGUUGAGUUUAAUAAGGGAAAUGUUCCUUUUGAACUACAAUUAUUUUCCAGUACAAUUAUCAACUCCUUAGGACAGCAUUUGGUAGCUAUUGAGAAUCAGGAUUUUGAAAUAGUGGAUUUGCCGAAUGUCAUUCAUUUCGAUUCAACAAAAACUAUUAGAGUGAUUGCAUUUCUCAAGACUAAUUUUGUGAAGCAAAGGAUUGGAGUAGGACAGCAAUUUGGAACGUAUGGAUGUGGAUCCAUAACAAACGGUUCCCAUAAAUUGGAGGUACGCAUCGCGUCCUUCAGAGGAGUAUCAAAUUUCGAGAAAGGGCAACAUGUAUCUGUGACCGGAAGAAUUUGUAAUCAAGGUCCAAGAAUAUUUUUACAAACAGACGACGAAAGUGAUAUUGAGCUUGUUGAUGAUGCGAUAAUGACUUUACCAGAACUUCUUAGCGGUUUUCGAGAAAUGAGAAGAAUAUUCCAAGCCGGGGAAGAACCUUCCAAUUUAAGACGAAGGGAAUAAAAAAGGAAUUCGUUGAAUAAAAUGAAAUUUGCGUGACCUCGAUAUUUCAUGUAAACAUUCCAAUUGAAUACGGACAUAGUUUUUCAUUUGUUUAAUUUCAUUUUUCGUUUGAUUAGCAUUACUUAUAAUGCUUGUUUUUUUAUCAUAAAAUAUCUUAAUUCUUUUCUUUAAUUAUAUAAUUUCAAAUGUUUCUUUUCAUUAACUUCAAUCUAUUUUCUUUUCAAUCAACGCCUCAUAUUUUGAUAUGUAGGUCUCUUAAUGAAACUGUUUUGUUUAGUUAAUAUCAUUAUAAACAUACUUUGUGAUGUGAGAGACUUCAAUUUUUUUUCAAUAAUGCAUUCUAAAAAUGAAUCAAGUCGAUCAAAUAUAUCGAAAUUAAAUAGAUAAAAGAAAUCAGCGUUUCCGCGAUUGGCUGCAAGCUCUAAUGCAGUCAAGUAAUAAUAAGCCAAAUUUGAUAAGACUGAUAUAGCAUAUAGACGAGAAACUAAGACUUAUAAUAUAUUACUUGUUAAUGCUAUUGUAUUAUUUACUUAUAAUUAUUAUACUUAUUAUUUACUAUUAAUUGACAUAUUAAUUGAAGAAUUCAGUCAAAUUAAUAUGUACGUGCGAUCACCUGAGUUAAUACCAGUCAAGUUGCAAUGAAUAGCUCUCGAACAUUCACUACUACUUGACUGGUAUUAUCGCAUGCUUCCACAUGAAAAUCGAUUUAUUGAACUGAUCUUCUAAAUUUCUUUAAAAUAUUUAAGUUUAUUUUAUAUUGAUAUAAGUAAUGUUACAUCUUAUCAUGUUAUAGAAUUUGUGAUAGAAACGAAUGGUGAUGAAAAUUAUUAUGCAUAUAUGUAAAAUUGUCAAGCAAGACAAUAAUUUUCUACACAAAGAAUUUUCACGUGUCUUUAAAGAAUAGGUUUACUAAAUAAAAUAAUUAUAUUCUGAAUUUGAAUUAAUUUUCAUUUCAUGCAUUUAUAAUUUCAUAUAUGUGCAAGCGUGAAUAUAUAUUUUUAAUAUAAUACUGUAAUGUUUAUUAACUCUGUAGCUCUAUGAUUUAUCAAACGUUAAAUUUAAUAAAUUCAAGAA
Messenger RNA from Leptopilina heterotoma, 2297 nucleotides. RefSeq lists its product as uncharacterized. Lineage: Eukaryota; Metazoa; Arthropoda; Insecta; Hymenoptera; Figitidae. The transcript is spliced from 6 exons. The record is from RefSeq and is a predicted model, not a curated record. The coding region runs from base 384 to 1223 and encodes 279 amino acids.